AGAGUAAAAGAAGCAAAAAUGAUGAAGGCUGUUUUGGUGAUGAUUAUUGUUAACCUAGCUUUGGCUUUUGUCAAUAUAUUUCUUAAGAAAGUGCUUAAUGAAGGAAUGGAUUACUUCACCAUCUUAACAUACCGACAAGCUAUUUCAGCCAUUUUCUUAGCACCUAUUGCUUGCUUCUAUGAAAGGGAAAGGAAGCUGGAGGGUCACAUAAUAUGUCUGCUUUUCAUAAGUGCUCUUGUGGGGGUUACCUUUACACAAUACCUGUUUCUUAUGGGACUGGAAUAUACAUCUGCAACUUUCUCAUGUGCAUUUCUAAAUAUGGUGCCUGUAUUUACCUUUAUCAUGGCACUGCCACUCGGGAUAGAGAAGGUAAACAUGAGAAAAGGGAGUGCUAAGGCUAAGGUUUUGGGAACUUUUGUGUGUAUUGGUGGAGCUUUGAUGUUGAUCCUUUACAAAGGAAUGCCCUUAAUCAAGCAAGAACAAGAACACAUUGCAGACAAAGGCACAACAACAGCAUCAGCUUCCAAUAUAAAGAAAUGGAUAAUAGGUUCACUGCUUCUGAUUGCAGGAUGUGGCUUGUGGUCUUCAUGGUUUCUCAUACAAGCAAGGAUUAGCAGAAAGUAUCCAUUUCAAUACUCUAGCACAGCCCUUUUGUCCUUUUUUGCUGCCAUUCAAUCAGCAAUUUUAACUUUGCUCAUUGACAGAAGUAAGACCAAAUGGAUUCUCAGAGGAAAGUUAGAGAUUCUCACUGUUGUAUAUUCUGGACUGGUUGGAUCAGGGUUGUGCUAUGUGGCAAUGUCAUGGUGUGUGAAACAAAGGGGUCCAGUUUUCACUUCAGCAUUCACCCCUCUUCUGCAGAUGUUUGUGGCAGUGCUUGAUUUCUCUAUAUUACAAGAGGAGAUUUAUUUGGGAAGUGUUGCAGGAUCAGUGUUGGUUAUUUCUGGCACUUAUAUUUUACUUUGGGGUAAAAGUAAAGAGGAAGAACAAAAUGCCAUGAAGGAUAGUCAAGAAGAUGAAGAAUGUAUGAACAAUUUUGAGGACAAUCCAAAUGUAGCCUCUAAGCUAAGGCUUAAAGGGGAACAAGGAUUAUCUGAAGUACAAGUGAAGCAGUUGGCCAUUGAAGUAACUAGAAGCUGAUAAAAUUCUCAAGAAUUUCAUGCAGGAGAGAAUGUUUAGAAGUUUAGCUUCAGUACCAAUUUUUCAAUUACUCUUGUGUGCAUAAUGGCAAAGCUUUCAUAUGCAUUCAUGUAAUGUACUGGUUGAUUUGCACAUGUAAAACCUAACUUGUAAUUUCACGGUGAUAGAUAUUUUAUGAA
This is a messenger RNA of Vigna angularis (adzuki bean), 1316 nucleotides long. RefSeq names its product WAT1-related protein At3g30340. Bases 19 to 1137 code for a protein of 372 amino acids. NCBI's taxonomy places the organism in Eukaryota, Viridiplantae, Streptophyta, Magnoliopsida, Fabales, Fabaceae. The record is from RefSeq and is a predicted model, not a curated record. The transcript is spliced from 6 exons. Gene Ontology annotation, cellular component: plasma membrane. Gene Ontology annotation, molecular function: transmembrane transporter activity.